Molecule: messenger RNA, 1127 nt
Organism: Closterium sp. NIES-67
Lineage: Eukaryota; Viridiplantae; Streptophyta; Zygnematophyceae; Desmidiales; Closteriaceae
Source: the annotation of a GenBank genome assembly
UCAGCCCAAUCCCAGCAGCUGGAGCUGAUCGAUUCCACCCUCCGAUUUCGGCUUCUUGCGGUGACGCUCUGCCAACAGCUUCACUCGUAGUUCCAGGUCGCCUCUGCUAUAUCACGUAGUAGUAGUGUCAGCUCCACUGCUCAGACUCUUGAGAGGAGUUUUUAUCUCUGCUGGAGCCGCUGGCAGGCACACUGUUCGGCAUUUGAGCACUCUGCGUAACGUUCGAUUUUAGGUUGAGACCUAGACUUCGUGCUUUAUAGCCUCGGUGUAGUAGCCUCGGCGUCCUAGCUUCGGAGCCGCGCAUCUCCAUGGCGGAAGCAGGCCAGCCGGAACCAGCCCAGUCAGCUGCAGCAGCGCCGCCGGCCCCAGCGGAUCCAGCUCAAGCGGAAGAGAAGAAACAGCCGGGCUGCGGCGGCUGUGAUUUCUGGUGUUGGGUGAAGACUCUUGGCAAGAUAACUAGUGAUGUGACUAAGAACAUCAAAUAAUCACAGCAACGUCUUGCUAUAUUUCACCAACUGGCGAUCUCGAAUGCUCGUGCGACAUCAUCCCAAAAUUCCAGGAUCAGAAAUACGGAGUAGGUAUACAGUAGGUAUGGCAUAGGUACGUCUGCUACGGAGUAGCCUUGCUAUACGAACAACUAUACCUACAAUAUAGGAGAGGUCCACAUUUUUGUGAUGAUGGCUUGGCUGCCAGCUGCGGCUGCUCCAGCUGAGGCAGGGAAGCGGGAAGAGAAGAAACAAGACAGCAGUGGCUGCGAUCUUUAGUGCUAGAUGGAAGCCACUGGAAAGACCUGUCAGUGAGAUGAUGUAGAGAUGAGGUUUAUUCAAAGGAUCCUGCUCAUUUGGCUUAUUUGUACUUAUUAUUGAUUGUAGAUCAUUACCUGAUAAAGCAAUCAGAGUAAUGAUGAUCUGACUGUUAAAUUAUAUAUGUUAUAUAAUUUGGCUGAGACAGCCGCUCCAGUGCAGGUUCGUCCAGGAAAGGGCCACCGCCCCAAGGCUGGGCGCGGCGGUGGUGGGGGUGGAGGAGGUGGGGGUGGAGGAGGUGGUGGAGCCGGGUCGUCCGCUGGGGGUGCUGACGACGGCGCUGGGCCUAGCACCGCCAAGCAGCAGUCUCAGCAGCAGCAGCAG